Messenger RNA from Apiotrichum porosum, 1491 nucleotides. RefSeq names its product succinate semialdehyde dehydrogenase NADP+ linked. Lineage: Eukaryota; Fungi; Basidiomycota; Tremellomycetes; Trichosporonales; Trichosporonaceae. The record is from RefSeq and is a predicted model, not a curated record. The transcript has 8 exons. The coding region runs from base 1 to 1491 and encodes 496 amino acids. Gene Ontology annotation, biological process: GABA catabolic process. Gene Ontology annotation, molecular function: succinate-semialdehyde dehydrogenase (NAD+) activity.
AUGACUAUUCACGGCCAGAAUCUAGCUAGCCAGCUCAGCAACCCUUCUCUCCUGCGGACCAAGGGCUACAUCAACGGCGAAUGGGUGGACGCGUCGGAUGACGCCAAAUUUCCGGUCAUUAACCCUGCCACAGGUGCCCAGCUCGCCGAAGUGCCUAAUAUGCCAUGUGGCCAAGUCACCGCUGCGAUUGAAGCAGCGCACGCUGCCUUUCCAUCGUGGUCGGCCCUCACCGCUUACCAGCGCCAAUCCUACCUCCUCAAGCUCCACGCUGCCAUGGAGUCCCAUCAUGAAGACCUCGCCCUAAUCCUCACGGCGGAGAACGGCAAGCCCUUGGCCGAGGCCAAGGGCGAGAUUGCCUACGGUGCGGGCUUCCUCAGCUGGUUUGCAGCCGAGGCGCUCAGGACGUAUGGUCACACCGUUCCUGCCGCGAUCCCCAACCAACGCAACACGAUCAUCCGUCAGCCUGUUGGCGUAUGUGGCCUGAUCACCCCUUGGAACUUUCCCAAUGCCAUGAUUACUCGAAAGCUCGCGCCUGCACUCGCUGCCGGCUGUACCGUCGUCGUCAAGGCGCCAGCCGAGACGCCGUUGAGUGCACUUGUCAUCUGUGCGCUGGCCGAGGGUGUGGGCAUUCCCAAAGGCGUGAUCAAUGUUGUUGUAGUGGACAAGGGCCCCCGCGAAGCGGCGUGCGGCAUGGAACUUUGCGUUAACCCCCUUGUCUCCAAGAUCUCGUUCACCGGCUCCACCGCUGUUGGACGGCUGCUCAUGCAGCAGAGUGCCUCUACGCUCAAGAAGCUAUCGUUUGAACUCGGUGGCAACGCCGCUUUUAUGGUGUUUGACGAUGCCGACCUCGACCUCGCCGUUGAAGGAACUAUUGCGUCCAAGUUCCGGGCGUCUGGUCAGACCUGUGUUUGCGCCAACCGCAUAUUCGUCCAGUCGAACGUGUAUGAUGAGUUCGCGCAUCGUCUCGCUACCCGCGUCAAGGCCAUGAAGGUCGGCAACCCCAUGGACGAAGGCGUCAACAUUGGCCCCCUCGUCAAUGACCGUGCGGUUGAUAAGGUCGAGCGCCACGUCACCGACGCCGUGGGCAAGGGCGCCACAGUCGUGUGCGGCGGCAGCCGUGUUUCCGGUCACGGCUCCUUCUUCGAACCCACCGUCCUGACCAAUGUCUCCCCCAAGAGCGCCCUCACCAGUGAAGAGACGUUCGGGCCCCUCGCGGCUCUGUUUAAGUUUGACACCGAGGAGGACGUCAUCGAGGAGGCUAACAACACCGACGUCGGACUCGGUGGAUACUUUUACACCCAAGACGUGUCGAGGGUGUACCGUGUGGCCGAGAAAAUGCAGGUCGGCAUGGUCGGUGUCAACACUGGCGUCAUCUCGCAGCCCUGCAUUCCGUUUGGCGGAGUCAAGCAGAGCGGAUUUGGUCGCGAAGGAGGCAAGAGCGGUAUAGACGAGUACAUGAUUGAAAAGCUCAUCACUGUCGGUAACAUCUGA